This is a messenger RNA of Spea bombifrons (plains spadefoot toad), 3075 nucleotides long. It is a transcript of the gene UFL1, whose product is annotated as UFM1 specific ligase 1. Gene Ontology annotation, molecular function: UFM1 ligase activity. NCBI's taxonomy places the organism in Eukaryota, Metazoa, Chordata, Amphibia, Anura, Pelobatidae. Gene Ontology annotation, cellular component: endoplasmic reticulum membrane. The coding region runs from base 51 to 2441 and encodes 796 amino acids. The transcript has 19 exons. Gene Ontology annotation, biological process: protein K69-linked ufmylation; response to endoplasmic reticulum stress; regulation of proteasomal ubiquitin-dependent protein catabolic process. The record is from RefSeq and is a predicted model, not a curated record.
UGAGCUGACGUGUGUAUCAGUGGAGAACACUUGAGUUUUUGACAAGAGCCAUGUCUGCAGACUGGGACGAAAUAAGGCGGCUGGCAGCUGACUUCCAGCGAGCCCAGCUCAGCGAUACAGUACAGAGGUUGUCUGAGCGUAACUGCAUAGAGAUUGUUGCCAAACUAAUUGCUGAAAAACACUUUGAUGUCGUGCAUACACUUGAUGGGAAGGAAUAUGUGACGCCAUUACAGAUCACCAAGGAAAUAAGGGAUGAACUUCAUGUUCGAGGGGGUCGUGUGAACAUAGUGGAAUUACAGCAGGUGGUGAACGUUGACCUGACUCAUAUUGAAAGCAGGGCCAAUGAGCUUAUAAAACUAGACAAAAGUAUCCAGCUCGUGCUUGGACAGUUAGUGGAUUGCAACUAUCUGGAUCAAAUAGCAGAAGAAGUGAAUGAUAAACUACAAGAAGCUGGGCAAGUGACCAUAUCAGAACUGUGCAAGUUGUAUGACCUUCCAGGAGACUUCCUGAUAGAGUCCUUGAGUCAACGCCUUGGUAAAAUUGUUCAAGGGAAGAUCGACCAGAGCAACAACAGAAGUGUGAUUUAUACGGAGACCUUUGUGGCCCGUCAUCGGGCACGCCUCCGUGGCCUUUUCACUGCAAUUACCAAACCAACACCAAUCAUCAAUUUGAUCACCCAAUAUGGUUUUCAGGAACACUUGCUUUAUUCCCUGUUGGAGGAGCUUGUUAACUGUGGACGCUUAAAGGGCACGGUAGUCGGCGGGAGGCAGGAUAAGGCUGUGUUUAUUCCUGACAUCUAUGCCAGAACACAGAGCAAUUGGAUAGACGCCUUCUUCAAGCAAAACGGUUACCUAGAGUUUGAUUCUUUGUCUAGACUGGGAAUCCCAGACCCUAUUGGUUAUAUAAGAAAAAGGUACAAGUCUGCCCAUUUACUAUAUUUAAAGUCGGCUUGUGUUGGCCAAAGCAUUGUUGAUCAAGUGGAGGCUUCAGUUGAAGAGGCAGUAAGCUCAGGAUCCUGGCUGGAUAUAUUGCCCUUGCUGCCGAGUUGCCUAUCUAUGGAAGAUGCUGGGAUGUUACUCCAGCAAGCGAUGAGGACACUGAACAAACCAUCUUCUGCUCGAAUCUUUGGAGAUACCAUUGUUGUUAGUGAAAAGUUUAUAGCUGAAUGCAUGAAUGUGUUUAAUGAUCUCAUGCAUCACAAGGCUGAAAAGGAAAUGAAAAAUAACCCUGUUUUCUUGGUUACGGAAGAAGACCUCAAACAAGCGUCUGUAUUGGAAAAUGCAACUGUAGGCAAAAAAGACAAAAAGGAAGAAAGAAGGAAGAAGGCAUCAGAGGGCAGUGGAAGCACCAGAGGAGGAGGUUGUGGAAAUGCAAGAGAAAUAAAAAUUAAAAAAACAAAGAAGAAAUCAAGGAAGGAUGAAGACAGUGAUGAUGAAUCCCAGACAACUAACACAAAUAAAGCAAAGGAACGUGAAAUCCCAUUUAUGUCUUUAGAGGAAAUUCAGGCCAUUUUAAGAAAACAUGCCUCUGACUGCCCAGAUGAGCUGAUUGUUGAACUCUCUGAAAAUCUAAUAAGGCCUUUAACUAAAUGUUACCAAGAGGUGGUAAGAUCAGUUUUUAUGUCUUCAACUUCAUCGGCAUCUGGGACUAGCAGAAAAAAAACCAUGAAAGAUUUCCAAGAAGAAGUUUCCAACCUCUACAAUAACAUUCGGCUAUUUGAAAAGGGGAUUAAAUUGUUUUCAGAUGAAACUCAAAGUAACCUUGCCAAACACCUGUUGAAGACUGUUUGCACAGAUAUUACCAAUGUUAUUUUCAAUUUUCUGGCUGCUGAUUUCAUGAUGGCAGUUGAAGAUUACACUGCAAUUACCAGUGAGGUUAGGAAGAAAAUGUUGAACAAACUUCAAGAGGAGACUAAAGGUCCAUUAUCCAAACUUAACAAUUCUUUGUCUGGAAAGAGUGUAGAAGAAUUUCUUACAUCUCUGGACUCGGCAGUAGAGGCGUGUGGUAUUUUAAUGAAAAAAGGAGAUAAGAAGAAAGAAAGGCAAGUUUUGUUCCAGCAUCGACAGGCUCUUAUAGAACAACUAAAAGUAACAGAAGAUCCGGCUCUAGUGCUACAUUUGACAUCCGUUCUGUUGUUCCAAUUGAAUGCACAUUGUAUGCUUCAUGCCCCAGGAAGAUGUGUCCCACAUAUUAUUGCUUUCCUCAGCACAAAGAUUCCUCAGGAUCAGCUUAGCCUUCUAGCGAACUACCAGAGUCUUGUGGUAAAACAGUUGAUAGAGCAGACAAAGCACAAUGAUAAUGAAGAUGUGGACACCUUGGGAGACACAGCAGAGGACACUCAGAAAGGAAAGGAGAGCAUUAGAAAGGAGCUUCAGGAUCUAUCAGCUGCUGUGAAGGAUCUUGUUCUUAGACCAAGAAAGACCUCUGGAACAGAAGAGUAAUGGUUGGAAUAAUGACCCCAGAUGGACUUGUAUUUUGUUUAAUUCUCCUUGACCUAAAAAGCCUCUAGGCUUUGAAAAUUAAAGUAUUAUUGAAAUACCUGCGUUGACACUGUUGCAGAAAGGGUAAUAUCAAGUAUUUAAUUACGUGUACCAUAUUAAAAUAGUAGGGCAGAAUUUCACUUGCAGAUCACAAGAUGGUAAGAUCCCAGAGGUUACAUUAGCAAAUGAUAUUAUUUUUAAUCAAACAUGAUACUUUUCAAGAAUGCAGCUCGGCAUUUGAUUACCACAUUUAGAAUUGGACCAUGCAUUCUACAGUAAUCAUUAUUUAAUUACAGAUUAUUAUUGCAGGUUAUUUGACUUUUUACUGGCCAUUUCAAUUUAAAAAGUAAUAAAAAUAAAAUUUGGUGUUUGUAUAUGUAAUUAUGUUUGAUUUUCUGUCGUGGGGCUUGAUCACGGUUCUGUGACAUUGCAUUAGCAAAUUAAACUUGAUUAAUCACAAGUAAUAAGCAGUUUUAUUUUCACUUUAGUUUUUAUUUUCAACUAAAACUGUAAUUUUUACAAUCCACUGGUGAUCCAUCACUAAUUUUCUUUAUGUUGUCCAUGCCCUAUUUAAUAUAGAAUGUGCUGGUAAUAG